This is a messenger RNA of Leguminivora glycinivorella, 2680 nucleotides long. RefSeq lists its product as uncharacterized. NCBI's taxonomy places the organism in Eukaryota, Metazoa, Arthropoda, Insecta, Lepidoptera, Tortricidae. The coding region runs from base 94 to 1353 and encodes 419 amino acids. The record is from RefSeq and is a predicted model, not a curated record. The transcript has 2 exons.
CCUGGAGAUACACCUCCUACUCAAGCACCGGCAAAUGAUCCAGAAAAAAACAAAACCGAAGAAUCAAUAAUUGAAAACAGACCCAAGACACCUAUGGCAACGCGCCUAUUGAAAACGAAUUCUGAACCCCCAAUGCCAAUUAAACACAAUUUACCGUGUACAGUAUUCCCACAUAAGGGAAGUUACAUCAGAAAACCAACAUUUGUGAUUAAAGAGAAAACUCGUUCACAGACGACAGCCGAACUAGAAACCCAAACCGAAAAUUAUUUUAAAACCGAAGAAGAGAUUCAUAUACUAGACAUAGUAAAAGACAGUGGUUUGUCGAGUGAAGAACUACAAAAUCGCCUUGCCGAUAACAUGCAGGAGAAAGAAAAAAAUAGCGAUGAUAAAUCUAUUACAACGAUAGAUUUAGAAGAUGACUCUGAAGAUGCAAAUGAUUUAUAUGCUAAAGUAAUGAAACAUAGCACUAACAACAAGUUAGUGUUGAAUAAAAUUGCUAAGAUAUUUCAGAAAAGCAAGCCCUCGUUACCUUCCUUCGACCCAAACCCACCUUCCACGUCCCCUACUGCAGAGCCCUGUAGAGCCCUGGUAGAGCGCCCUACAGCGAGUCCCAUCUCUGCAGCUGGUGAGCUGGCAGAUACAUUAAAACCCACAAUUGACGAUUUACAAAAAGGUUUAGUAUUCUCAGUGAUGUUACAGCAGAUGGGUUUUCGCCUUGUUCGAACAGAACCGCAGACCCAAGCAACUCAAACAGAAGAAAAUAGAGGCAACAUUAGAAAGCGACGGCGGGUGUUUGCGAAAGAUGAUAAUCAAUCAGUCAAUGAAUUGAUGGGUCAUUUUGAGCAGAAUAUCCAGCGCACGCCUGUGGCUCCUGUCCGACCGUCUCAUGAGUUGUCAGCGUUGGCGCCUGAAGUGCAAGAUGUGGCAGUGUUCCAGGCACACAACUCGCCGCGGCAGCAGCAGCCGCAACAGACUCCGCCGCACUACGUGUCCGAGCACGAGAGGCCGUCGCAGUACUACCCGCACAUGUCUGCCUUGAUGUCGCCGCAGGAGCAGCAGCGUGCACAGAAUACAGCGCCGAGAAGUUCUCAUUUGAGUUCAACAGCGGCACAUAAUCCCUUUGAGCAGAAUCAAAACAACAAUACAUUCAGUACAUCACAAUCUCCAGUCCAAAUGCAGAACCAAGUCCAGCGGUACCCCAGUCAAAGACGGCAGAGCGUGCACGGGCCGCCGCACCUGUCCCGCGUGAUGUCCACCCAAGAGGCCAACAUGCACGGUUCACAGGCGCAGCAACCGAGCUGGGGCUACCCGCCUUAUUACGAGCAGAAUGUCUACUCUCAGAGACACCAGUAACUUUGUUCACAGCCACAAAUGGGGUACCCCCAUGCCCUAAAGACGGCGGAGCGCGCACUGACUGACGCACCUCUUACUUGAUGUCCACCGUUAUUGAGAAGGCCGAAGGCUGUGAUCCACAUAGGGCCAGUAAGUAGUCAAACACAGACUAAUAGUAAGUGUUUAUUGUCUCGUAAGGCCGAAUUCCUGAAUCUUCCAGGCUUCGUACUGUUGAAUGUAAGAAAAAGGCCACGCCACGAGGCCAACAUGCACAGCUCACAGACCCAGCAACUGAGUUGAGGCUACCCGCCUUAUUACGAGUACGAACAUAAUGUCUGGCCUAAGAGACACCAGUUAACUUUCUUCACAGCCAGUCCAAAUGAAGAAUCAGACCCUGCAACCAGGCCCACCGAAUAACUAUAGUCAGAGAGACUUCAUGGUCGAUUCGGCCUUAUGGUUCAUUACGAUGUUAACUGAUUUCCGCAACAUGUUAUGUUGUAGGUAUUAUUUUAAGUGGGAAAGUAACUUAUAAGUACUUACAUGUUAUAACAGUAUUGCUACCGAAAUAUAUAUUUUUUAUUUAUUACGGACUGAUCGGCGAUUGACCCUAGUCACACCUGAUGGGAAGUGAAGACAGAGUCUAAGAUGGAGUUCACCGAUUCAGUAAUAGCCUAUUCACUCUAUUUACUAUUCAAUUAUUAUAAUUAAACCAAUUCUACCAAAUAAAAUCGCUAAUUUGUCGCUUUGUAAUUUAAGAAUACUUUGCUCAUAUUUUGUCGUGAUCGUGACUCGUGAGGCAAUAGUUACAUAUAAAUAAAUAGUAGGUAAAGAAGGCACAUAUUAAGUGAAGAUAUUAUUAUGUCUGUUAAAUCUUGUUGGCAAACAAAUAUCCUUGUGAAAAAUUACAUGAUAAAAAUUAGACCUAAUUUUGAACUUUGCGUCAGCAGUUUAAUGAAAAAAUUGUACAUACAUAUAAUUAAGAUAAUUAUAAUAUUCCCCAAUAAGGGGGUUGGCAGAGCACAUGAAACUGCUCAAUCUUCAGUGCCACUCUUAGCAAUUAAGGGGUUAAAAUAAAAUGAAUUUGUGGUAUUGCAGUGACAGGUUCCUUUCCUAGCCCAUCGCCCACACCACUUCUACGAUACCCGGGUGCUUUUAAAAAAAAUCCUGAAUAUUGAAUGUCACCAGAUCUGGACAUGUUUGGGAUAAUUCUUCUGAGAACCAUGAGCCAAUUCGAUCUCGACGAUAAAAAAAAAUGUGUUUUAAUUUUUUUUCCUUUACGUCACGAUUUUAGUAUUGUACUUACUGCGAGCGUGACGUAUUGGAAACUCGAAUUUUGUAUGGAAAAUUU